AUUUACAAUAUAUUAUUAAAUAUGUUGUUUGAUAUCAUUACUCAACCCUGCUUUGCAAUCUUUCAAAUCCAAGCCCAAACCGUUGCAUUGGCUCCUCGCUCCAUUCUUCUUUGUUCUAGACUCUAGUACUGAUGAUAGUAGUCUCUACAAAAGCAAGCUAAACAACAAAGUUCAUAUCUAAUUCGCUCAUUUCAAUUUCCAGGCAUGGCUUCAUCUGGUACAUCUGAAGUUGUUAAAAGGGAUGUUAAGGACAAAGAGCACAAGAAAGAUGAUAAAAAUGAUGGAUUUAUUGAGAAGGUGAAGGAUUUCAUUCAUGACAUUGGCGAGAAGAUUGAGGAAGCUAUUGGAUUUGGGAAGCCUACUGCAGAUGUUGCGGGGGUUCACAUCCCUCAUAUCAAUCUUGAGAAGGCAGAUAUUGUUGUCGAUGUUCUAGUAAAGAACCCAAAUCCCGUGCCAAUCCCUCUGAUUGACAUAAACUAUUUGAUUGAGAGUGAUGGAAGGAAACUUGUUUCAGGGUUGAUCCCAGACGCUGGGACAAUCCAUGCACAUGGUGAAGAGACUGUCAAAAUACCAGUUAAUCUGGUUUAUGAUGACAUAAAAAAUACAUAUGACGAUAUUAAGCCCGGAAGCAUAGUUCCAUAUAGGAUAGAGGUUGACCUCAUUGUAGACGUGCCUGUUUUUGGUAGGCUAACACUACCACUUGAGAAAACUGGAGAGAUCCCCAUACCUUACAAGCCGGAUAUUGAUCUUGAGAAAAUUAAAUUUCAGAGAUUCUCUUUUGAAGAAACUGUUGCAGUUCUUAAUUUGAAAGUGGAAAAUAAGAAUGACUUUGACUUGGGCUUAAAUUCACUAGACUAUGAGGUUUGGCUUUCUGAUGUGAGUAUUGGAGGUGCAGAACUUUCAAAUUCUACAAAAAUUGAUAAGAAUGGAAUAAGUUACAUUGAUAUUCCCAUCACCUUCAGGCCUAAGGACUUUGGCUCUGCACUUUGGGACAUGAUUAGGGGAAAAGGUACUGGUUACACCUUGAAAGGACAUAUUAAUGCAGAUACACCCUUUGGAGCAAUGAAUUUGCCCAUCAGCAGGGAGGGCGGUACCACUCGUCUCAAGAAGAACAAAGAAGAUGGUGGGGAUGAUGAUGAUGAUGAUGAUGAGGAAUAAAAAUUGCAUUGUUGCUGUCAUCUGUUUCACAGUAGUCGUCCUUUAGAAUAAUGGUUAAAUAGGCACUCGAAGUUGUGACUUUUUCUUCGAGUGUUGAGAACUUGAUGCAUGUUGAUGAUCUAUAUGCAAGCUGAACGUUUAGGGAUUCUAUGCAUGCAUAAUUAUGCUCGUGUUAUUGUGAUGUAGUUGGGCGGCACUUUUUAGAUUGCAUAUCCAUCCUUUUAAUCUGUUGAGACCUUUGGAAUGAAAUUGAAAAAACCCAUUAACUAU
This is a messenger RNA of Juglans regia (Persian walnut), 1428 nucleotides long. RefSeq lists its product as uncharacterized. Gene Ontology annotation, biological process: response to desiccation. Bases 205 to 1158 code for a protein of 317 amino acids. The transcript is spliced from 3 exons. The record is from RefSeq and is a predicted model, not a curated record. NCBI's taxonomy places the organism in Eukaryota, Viridiplantae, Streptophyta, Magnoliopsida, Fagales, Juglandaceae. Gene Ontology annotation, cellular component: cytosol.